UGAAUGCAACCAGCGUCAAAUAGGGAUUGCCCAUCCGCUCCGGCCGAGUUCUCACCUGGCCGAGUCAGGGGAACGCGCACUCAGCAGGCGGGCGGCGGCGGCGCGGCAGCCCUAGGCGACCCGACGGGAAGCAGAGCAGGCGGGCGGGCGGCGGAGCAGCGGCCAGAGGGAGCAGAACAGGCUGCAGGCGACGGCGCGACGGCGCGACAUCAACGACCAGGACGCCAGUCGCCAGGGCUCGUUCGCAGCAGCAGCCGCGUCCGACCCUCUCUCCGCCCACCAUGUUCCGGCCACCAAAUGCCUUCGGAGCACCGCGGCCUCCUCACCCCCCUCCAUGGCAGUGGCAUCAGCAGCAACCUUUCCAGCCGCCGCCGCCUCCCCAACCUGCGGUGGCGGUGGCCAGUUCCUUUUGGCAAAGCAACAAUGUGCGUGAGCAUCUGAGGAAGCUGCAAGACACUGUCGCCAUUUCAACAGCUCUGAUAAAGGAGCUAGAGGAAAUCACACUGGCUAGGGAUUCAGCCGAUGCUAGUGCACCAGAACCAGAUUCGUCCGCAGUACAAGUGUCUGCAGGGUCUGGUGGUGCUUCUGCAGACAGGCCCUGUCAUUUUGUUGAGCUCGCUAGCGAGCUCAAGAUCACCCAAGACACUCACGAAUCCCUGGCAACAGAUGCAGCUAACUAUCUCUGUUCUCAACUUCAGCACCUUCUGGCACCUAUCUCUGCUGCUGUUAACCAAGGUGGUCCUUGGGAGGAAACAUCGGCGAUGGUUAGGUUAGCUCAGAAGCUGCAGAAAUCCAAGAGAAAUAAGCGAUGGAGGAAGAGGAAGAGGAAGCAUGUAGCAGAGCUAUUCCAGAAGGAGAGUGCAGAUUUUGAGAGAAUCGAUCAGGAGGCUGAUGAAUGGAGGGCUAGGCAAAUAGCGAAUGACAUAGCAAAACGCAAGAUGGAAAGCAUGAAGCAAAUUGCCAAGAAGAAAGCAAACGAGGAAAGAAAACGUCUAGAAUCGGAGCUUGAGCUCGCGCUAAUGGUGGAGAAACUCCAGGAGCUUCGCUCUAUAAGGGUUCAAAAACUGAAGAAACAAGGCCAUUUUCUGCCAGAAGAGGAUGAUAAAUAUCUUGAGCGUGUCAAGGCUGCAGUUGAGGAAGAGGAGCGCCAAGCUGUAACUGCUGCUCGAACAGAUGCUGCUAAGAAUGCUAUUCUCACUGCUGAGGAAUCAAGAAAGAAUACACAUCAUACAUCUGCUCAAGAAGAUGGUCCUGAACAACCUGAAAGUGGCUCAGCACCAGAGCAGAACCAAGGAGAUGCAAGCAUAAAUGAGAAAAGUGAUCAUGUAAAUAAAAAAACAGAACAUGUAGGUCAAAAGGUUGAGAUAAAAGGGCCUGGGCAGUCUGAUUCUGUUACGAAUCUGCCUUUUGAGUUCUACCACUAUUAUCAUGGGAGUAGCUAUGACAUGGGGACACUCAUUGAGGUACGCCGAAUGUGGGAUUCUUUUAUCAGACCUGGAGGAAGCCGCAUACCUGGCCACUGGAUUCAACCACCCACUCCAGCUGAUGAGGUGUGGGCAUCGUAUUUAGUGCAGCCCAAGUAAAUCCCUCUGGGUUAUAACAAUGGUUCUUCUGCCUAUCCACUGGGAGCUUUCAGGGCAAGGUGUUGUACAUGAAGCCGCAAACCUUUUUUGACUAACGAUGUCUGUGACUUUCUGAAAAGAUAAUCAAUAGUGGUGGCUCCAUUCCAGCAUGAUGGAGAUAUUUAUGUUGAGAAGGGUAACCACAGCUUCAGGAUCUAUGCAAGGUCCAAGCAUGGUAUUACUUCUGGAUGGAUCAAAACAUCUUGCCUGGAUAUCUCAUAGAUCGCUGACUUAGUUUCAGUGACUGGUGACAGCCAAAAAGAAGAUACACUAGCUAAUUGAUCAGAUGUUGACACCAUGCGGGCUCAGGUUCUACUGUUGUACAAAUAGGCGACAGCAGAAACCUGCAAAUCAAAGCAGUAAAUAUAGACUGCAAGUGGUGCUCCACCGGGUAAACCUCAUGAAAGUGAAGAGUAACUUUGGUACAUGCCAAAUGAUCGGCAUGGCAGCAUGCUCUAUCCUUCUUCUUUGGUAGCCUCGCUAAGUGCCGUCGUUCCUGUGAUCUCCAACUAGUAAACAGUCGCGACUAGAAUUGCAGGAAUAUUAUUUGGAAACCUGCGCUUGAAGUCAUUUGUUGGAUAGUGAUUUUGCAUUGUAUGCUUGAAUUGUCUCUGUGAAUGGUAGGUAAGUUAUUUGUUAGUCAUUCGAUUGAGUGGGAAACAUAUGGAAACUGUAACUUGUUAUUCUGGAGCUUUGGAUUGUACUCCUAUCUUGCAAUUGUGAAUUAAAUUUAAUUCUGCAAGUUCAGUUA
Molecule: messenger RNA, 2373 nt
Organism: Lolium perenne
Lineage: Eukaryota; Viridiplantae; Streptophyta; Magnoliopsida; Poales; Poaceae
Product: U11/U12 small nuclear ribonucleoprotein 59 kDa protein
Cellular component (GO): U12-type spliceosomal complex
Source: RefSeq, a predicted model, not a curated record